AUGGGUUGGUCACUUGCCAGACUUAGUAUAUAAGUCAGUGUGACAAACAGGCAGUUAUAUCAACAGCUUUCAGACAUUCUUGGUACAGCUAAAGCCAUCCUAGUAACUGCACAAUGAAGAUUGACACUAACAAGAUGAAGGACCUCUAUGACACCAAUGGCUAUCUGACAUCUAUUAAUGUAUUAGAUGAGAUGGAAUUGCACCAAGCCCAGAAGGAGCAUGCAAAGCUGGAAGAAAAGUUUGGUAAAGAGUACACUCAGUACAGUCUACACAAUAUCCACAUGCAGUAUGAGUGGGUGAUGAGUCUAGCAACCCAUCCCAAUCUACUGGAAGCAAUCACAGCUGUCUUGGGUCCCAAUGUCAUUCUUCUGGACUCAAGAUUUAUCUGUAAAUAUCCCUCCUCUGAGGUUCCACACAAAGAAAAUACUGCCCCUUAUGUUGCCUGGCAUCAGGAUAUCAAAUACUGGGGAUUUGAGGGAGGUCCAGUGGCUUCCGUAUGGCUGGCAUUUGAUGAUGUUGAUGCAGAAAAUGGAGUCCUACAAAUAAUUCCAGGGAGUCAUAAACAGGGUAUACUGGAGCACAAAAUUGCAGAGAUUCCCGGGAACAUGCUGACAGCAAACCAGGAGAUUCCAAAGCACUUGGUGAAUGUAGAAGAUUUGGUUGAUUGUCCACUGAAAGCUGGUGAAAUGUCUGUGCAUGAUGGUCUUACUGUUCAUGCCAGUGAACCCAACAUGUCUGAGAGGAGAAGAUGUGGAUUUGUCAUCCGCUAUGUUCCUACCACAGCCUAUCCUAUUGAGGAUCCAGAACGUCCUAGAACCUUUCCUGCAACUGUACUGGUGGCUGGAACAGAUGAAUAUAACCAUUUUAAAGACAACGCUCCUAAUUUCUUCACCAAGACAUUCUAAUUUCUUGCUACAUACAUUAGGAACCGGACCCCCAUCUUGUUUGCCAAUCUUUGAAGUAUCCUUUUCCAUAUUUCUUUCUGUUAUUUCAACUUCAUAUAUAUCUUCUCUCACUCCUCUCCCUCUAACAACUUGGUAAGUCCAACCCCAUAUGGGGGCACCUGGUUCCUUCUUCUAUCAUAGUCAUACCUGUAAGAUUGUGUGCUAAUUGUAAACAUUUACCUGCUGUGUUUGAAUUGCUUAAUUUAGGACCUAUGUCCUGAUAAGUUCUAUGUAUGUCUUUAACUAUAUCAUACAGAUAGGAGGAUCUGCAUACGAUAUACACUAGGGUGAAUGCAUCUGCUUUGUCACAUUUGUCUUUCUUUUCGUUAUCCUGUAUACUGAGCAUAACCCUGCAAUUUGCAACUUUUACUUAUACGAUAAGCCCGAGGGACACAUUCUAUGAUAGGAAACCAAUGUGGAGACAUUGUAGCUUGAACUUGAGAGCUGUAAUACUACAUUGGUGUUUGUAUAAAUAUGGUUGCACUUGACGUCGCCAAAAUGACUAUUUUGUAUUGUUUGUAUUAAUUCACAGUGUUUGAAAAAGGUCAUUGUUUGGACCGAAACGUCACCUGAAUGU
Molecule: messenger RNA, 1521 nt
Organism: Bufo gargarizans (Asiatic toad)
Lineage: Eukaryota; Metazoa; Chordata; Amphibia; Anura; Bufonidae
Product: probable alpha-ketoglutarate-dependent hypophosphite dioxygenase
Exons: 7
Coding region: 114-905 (263 amino acids)
Source: RefSeq, a predicted model, not a curated record